This is a messenger RNA of Ophidiomyces ophidiicola, 1089 nucleotides long. RefSeq names its product 34-kDa subunit of RNA polymerase III (C) (gene RPC34). The transcript has 2 exons. Gene Ontology annotation, cellular component: RNA polymerase III complex. Gene Ontology annotation, biological process: transcription by RNA polymerase III. NCBI's taxonomy places the organism in Eukaryota, Fungi, Ascomycota, Eurotiomycetes, Onygenales, Onygenaceae. The coding region runs from base 1 to 1089 and encodes 362 amino acids. The record is from RefSeq and is a predicted model, not a curated record.
AUGGCCUCGUCCUCUUCGGCCGGCCCAUCUAGGGCUAAGGCGUCGAAGGACGUCAAUGAGCUUGCAUCCGCUCUGUAUAGCAAAUGCGUCUCAGAGUUCUCCUCCGACCACCUAUUCUACCAGCAAGACCUCCUCAGCGUGGGCGUUAUUCCAAACAAUGAUGUGGCGCUUUUGAUGAAAUGCGCUCAGUCCUUGGUGGACCAGAGCUUGUUUCGCCUCCUUCAAGGGAAAGACGACCGGCUUGCAUGGAAAGUUAUCGAGCAGUCCGAUGCAGAAAAGCUCCAAAACCUCAAUUCUGAAGAGCGCUUGGUAUAUAAUGUCAUUCACUCCACCGGCCGUCAGGGUGUUUGGACCAAGACCAUCAAAGCGCGAACAAACCUACACCAAACGAUCAUGAACCGCUGUCUCAAGUCCCUAGAAACAAAGAGCUAUAUCAAAUCGGUGCGAAAUGUCAAGUAUCCGCAACGCAAGAUCUACAUGCUAGCGAGCCUUCAGCCUAGCGAAGAAGUCACUGGCGGAGCUUGGUUCACAGAUGGCGUUCUAGAUGCAGAUUUCAUCCACAGCUUAGGUGUUUGGAUAGAGCGUUGGGUCAGUGCUCGCAGCUGGUAUGAUACCGAAAAAGCAGACCGGCAGAAGAAAAAAAGGAAGCUAGAUAGCGAAUCUACCAAACCUGAAUUCCAAUAUUUACCAUAUCUACCGACAUACGGUGCCUACCCGACUGUAACAGAUAUAACGAAGGCGAUUAACGCGUCAGGCUUAACUCCUGUUACAUUGGGCGAAGGCAGCAUUGCUCAACUUCUGCAAAUGCUUUGUUACGAUGGAAGAUUAGUUUCCCUCAGAGAUGGGGCUGCUUACAAGAGUGUUAAAAAACCUAACCAGAUAUCUCUUCACAGAGAACUGGGCCGCCGUGAUACUGACGUUGGGAAGGACCUUCUGGACUAUGAACAGCUUACACUGGGUGGCAAUGGGCUCACAGAAGCACCAUGUGGCCGCUGCCCUGUCUUUUCUUUGUGUCAAGAAGGUGGACCUGUCAACCCGGAAACAUGCGAAUACUUCCAGAACUGGCUAGAUGGCGCAAUCUCGUUUUGA